AUGCUGCACACUGGCAUGCUUCACACUGGCAUGCUACACACUGGCAUGCUGCACACUGGCAUGCUACACACUGGCAUGCUGCACACUGGCAUGCUGCACACUGGUACGCUACACACUGGCACGCUACACACUGGCACGCUACACACUGGCACGCUACACACUGGCACGCUACACACUGACUCCCCACACACUGGCACGAAACACUCAAGCACGCUGCACACUAGCACGCUGCCCACUAGCACCCUGCACACUUGCAUGCUGCACACUGGCAUGCUGCACACUGGCAUGCUGCACACUGGCAUGCUGCACACUGGAAUGCUGCACACUGGCACGCUAAACACUGGCAUGCUGCACAUUGGCAUGCUGCACACUGGCAUGCUGCACACUGGCAUGCUGCACACUGGCAUGCUGCACACUGGCAUGCUGCACACUGGCACGCUAAACACUGGCAUGCUGCACAUUGGCAUGCUGCACACUGGCUUGCUGCACACUGGCAUGCUGCACACUGGCAUGCUGCACACUGGCACGCUAAACACUGGCAUGCUGCACAUUGGCAUCCUGCACACUGGCAUGCUGCACACUGGCAUGCUGCACACUGGAAUGCUGCACACUGGCACGCUAAACACUGGCAUGCUGCACAUUGGCAUGCUGCACACUGGCAUGCUGCACACUGGCAUGCUGCACACUGGAAUGCUGCACACUGGCACGCUAAACACUGGCACGCUACACACUGGCACGCUACACACUAGAACGCUGCACACUGGCACACUACACACUGGCACGCUACACACUAGAACGCUGCACACUGGCACACUACACACUGGCACGCUACACACUAGAACGCUGCACACUGGCACACUACACACUGGCACGCAUCACACUAGCAUGCUACACACUGGCUCGCUUUAA
Molecule: messenger RNA, 909 nt
Organism: Procambarus clarkii (red swamp crayfish)
Lineage: Eukaryota; Metazoa; Arthropoda; Malacostraca; Decapoda; Cambaridae
Source: RefSeq, a predicted model, not a curated record